AUGUCUACCCGUAAGCGCAAGCAAGAAGCCGGCGAAGAGGCCUCCGAGGAGGAGGAGCUCCAGGCCCUCCCCUCUGACGACAGCGAGGAGGAAGAGGAAUAUGUCGAGUCAGAGCCCGAAGACUCUGAAGCAGAGGACUCUGGGGCGGAAGCCUCAAAGCCCAAGAGACGCAAGGUUGAGCAGGCGCCCAACGAGGACGAUGAGGACGAGGAAGAUGAGGAUGGUGAGGGCGAAGAUGAGGAUGAGGAGGCCGAAGGUGAAGGCGACGGUGAGGGUGAGGAAGAGGAGGCUGAGCCCGAAGAAGAGGAGUCGGAGCGUGAUCCUCACGACGACUCGCACGAUGAUGAGGGCGACGAUGACGCUGAAGGCGAGGAUGACGAUAAGAAAGAUACUACUGCAGAGGAAGAGGAGGACGCGAAGCCUGCAGCUGCAGAGAAGUAG
This is a messenger RNA of Morchella importuna, 441 nucleotides long. RefSeq lists its product as uncharacterized. The transcript has 3 exons. The record is from RefSeq and is a predicted model, not a curated record. Lineage: Eukaryota; Fungi; Ascomycota; Pezizomycetes; Pezizales; Morchellaceae. Bases 1 to 441 code for a protein of 146 amino acids.